AUGAAUGGCAUCAACUUUCCGGAUCCUUCAGUCAUACGAAUUGGCAACGAAUGGUGGGCUUUUGCAACCAUGGGACGUGUGAAUGGAGAGCGCGUUCACGUUCAGAUGGCCAAAAGCGCGUACAACGACUUCAAUACCUGGACAAGCUAUGGCGAGCGAGAUGCACUUCCAAAUCUGCCAAGUUGGGUUCAUCCUGACAGUCCCGCGGUAUGGGCGCCAGACGUUGUACAGCUCGGUCCUGGUCGCUUCAUCAUGUACUAUACCGCCGCACUCAAGUCUAACUCCAAACUACACUGUCUAGGCACCGCUUCGGCUUCUACAGUCACUGGUCCAUACACCCCUAUUGGCCCCGAUCCGUGGGCUUGCCCCACAGGGCAAGGUGGUGCGAUAGAUCCUGCUGGUUACUAUGACCCCAAGGACAACACACGUUGGGUAGUUUAUAAGAUUGAUGCUAAUGCGAUUGGACAUGGUGGCUUUUGCGGAAAUACCGUAAAGCCCAUUCUCAGCACCCCAAUCAUGCUCCAGAAGGUGUCCGUAGACAACGGUUUUACAAAGAUUGGUCUUCCGACACCUAUGAUAUACAACGAUCCUGCCGAUGGACCAUAUGUCGAAGCACCGGCUCUCACAAAGAUGUCUGAUGGAACAUACGUUCUGUUCUAUAGCUCGAACUGCUUCGUCACUCCUCUUUACGAUGUAUCUUAUGCAACAUCGAAGAAUAUUCGUGGGCCAUACAAGAAGUUUGGCGGUCUGAUCAAGACCGGCACGUAUGGACUCAGAGCCCCAGGUGGUCUGGACAUGGCUAUCAACGGAGACCAUGCCGUAUUCCAUGCAGACUGGAAAGGAGGACGGGCCAUGUUUACUGCGCUUAUCCGGCCUAGAGGGAAUAACCAACUACAAGUGUAUGUCAAGAAUGCUUGA
This is a messenger RNA of Aureobasidium pullulans EXF-150, 918 nucleotides long. Its product is annotated as glycoside hydrolase family 43 protein. Gene Ontology annotation, biological process: carbohydrate metabolic process. The record is from RefSeq and is a predicted model, not a curated record. Lineage: Eukaryota; Fungi; Ascomycota; Dothideomycetes; Dothideales; Saccotheciaceae. Gene Ontology annotation, molecular function: hydrolase activity, hydrolyzing O-glycosyl compounds. The coding region runs from base 1 to 918 and encodes 305 amino acids. The transcript has a single exon.